Messenger RNA from Rhagoletis zephyria (snowberry fruit fly), 258 nucleotides. The record is from RefSeq and is a predicted model, not a curated record. NCBI's taxonomy places the organism in Eukaryota, Metazoa, Arthropoda, Insecta, Diptera, Tephritidae.
AUGACUGACCGCUACAACAUUCAUUCCCAACUGGAGCACCUGCAGUCCAAGUACAUUGGCACCGGUCACGCAGACACGACCAAGUUCGAGUGGCUGGUCAAUCAACACCGCGACACUUAUGCCACAUACUUCGGCCACCCCGAUCUGAUGGCGUACUUUGCCAUUGCCGAGAAUGAAUCAAUCGGGCGUAUGCGCUUCAACCUGAUGGAAAAGAUGCUCCAACCGUGUGGUGUGACUCCGGACAAGCCUGAAGAAUAG